Colletotrichum phormii is the source of this 929-nucleotide messenger RNA. RefSeq lists its product as uncharacterized. The record is from RefSeq and is a predicted model, not a curated record. Lineage: Eukaryota; Fungi; Ascomycota; Sordariomycetes; Glomerellales; Glomerellaceae. The coding region runs from base 59 to 508 and encodes 149 amino acids. The transcript has a single exon.
UAGGUUGCAGAUCACCGAGGGCCGAAGAAAUGUUACUACCGAACAGGUUUUUGUCGUGAUGUGGGCGGCAAAACCGGAUAUGAGCGGCGCGGGAAGGGACUGUGGGACUGACGGGGGUGGAAGACAUAUGCAAUGCAACACCACGGCAAUUCCUAUCUACUAUCGACAUAUUAAUUGUAAGAUGUUAUUUGCUCGAUUUCUUCGCACUCUGGGGGGGGAGUUUUUUUUUCUUUUCUUUUUUCUUUUCUUCAACGGCCCCCAAUGCUACCGCACCACGAUAGGAACUAACUCGGGUUGCUUUAGACCAAAGGAGGAGCUUGUGUCCGUUCUACGUACAAUGCCCAGGGGGAGGGGUGUUGCGGGCAGGGCCGUGAAAGUUUAUCGUGUCGUGCUCGCGAAAAGCAACGCCAUCGAUUCGAUGUUGCGGCGCGGCAUCGACCCUUGGAUUUGGACGACGAUGGAACAUUCAAGGUUUUUUCUGUCCCCUUUAAUCGCGAUACGGUGGUAAGUGGCGAUGGGAAUCUGGCAUUGUUAUCCUUUGCUUUGUAAGAGGGAGCCGAAUGUAGUCAGCAUUUCCGUUCUCUUACUGCCCAGAGUAAUCACUUCUGGAAGUCCAUCGAAGGGGUCAAAACUAACUCUCGAUGGGGGGGGGGUCGGGUUCCUGGUCUGGUUGACGAUACUUUCUCGACGGGCUAUUUUCAGUACAAGCUCCUUUCCCUCUCAAUGGCAAAGGUGUGAUGAAGCUGUUAUGUAAGAAUCACAGCAUGCAAGGUUAGACUUUCGGGUAGGGGGAGAAAAAGGUUUGGACAAUCCGUUGUUUUCCUUGGACAUGCGUGCUCAACACGAGUCCGCGAGGAGCUAAACGAGGUUUCGAGAAACUCCGAUCAUCGCAUCUCUCUCUCUCUCUCUCUCUAGACUUUUCUCUGCCC